Molecule: messenger RNA, 829 nt
Organism: Nelumbo nucifera (sacred lotus)
Lineage: Eukaryota; Viridiplantae; Streptophyta; Magnoliopsida; Proteales; Nelumbonaceae
Source: RefSeq, a predicted model, not a curated record
CUCUCUCCAGAGCUUCCAUUGACUCCACUAAAACCGCUUGUUUUUUCUCUUCCUUCUCCCUUCCCUCUCUCUUCCACGAAACCACGCCAGAAACCACCUCCGUACGCCUUCAAAUCCGCCCACCUUCCUCAUCUGGUUUUCCUUUAUGUAGAAGAGAAACUCAUCACUGCUUAUCAGUCAUCACUAUUGGCUUCGACCAUCCUUUUGGGAUUUUGUCUCCAUAAUCUCCAGAAAUGGAUAAGCUGAGUGUUCAUCAGAGAAAGGGCGCUAAACAAGCCAAGUCAAAGAACAAACCAAUCAAAGUCGUUUACAUCUCAAACCCCAUGAAGGUGAAGACCAGUGCUUCACAGUUCAGGGCUCUAGUGCAAGAGCUAACCGGCCGAGACUCAGACGAGACGGACGCCACUAGAUUCUCCGAUUUCGACAGUGUCGAUGGCGUUCAGGUAGUUCCAGAUCAAGUUGCUAAGGUCACGUAUGAUGAUUCCCCCGAAAUCCCUAGGGUUGAUACCUAUCAAGAGUCGCCGGCGAGCUCGGAUUCUAAUUUGUUCGAGCCUUUCAACGAUGUCUUCACCCCUCAGAUGCUAGAGAGCUUUGCAGGUUUCUUUCCCUCUAGUUUGACCACUGAAUCCCUUCAGGUAGAUAUCUUCAGAAAUCCUGAUGAAGUAGUGUAAAUUGCUUCAAGGAUCCUUUAGUUGUGGAUUCAUGUCUGUUUUUGCUCAAGAGUGACCUGUUGUCAACCAUAUUUCUGUUUCAUAUGUAUAUCAUACUUGUCCUUUGAAGAUCCAUGAGUUGAAUGGAUUCUAAUUAACGGAAUUUGUCUAAUUAACAA